AAAACAAUUUAAUCUUGACCAAGUUUCAAUUGUUUCUAACAGUAAAUUGUUGCUCUUUUUUUGUCUGUUGCUGUUAAGUUGAUUACAAUUAACGAUUAAUGAAAUUACUGAGCAUUUAAUACAAAUUAAAUCAACAAUUUGUUAAUUUUUUUUUCUUUUUCUUCAAUCAUUUCUUAUAAUCAGGUUAUUUGGUUUCAGUAAAAGUUUUACAACUAUGGGUGAAAAUGGUAGCCAAAGGUCAGUUAAUCGGGGCAGCUCAUUGUCCGGUGAUUAUGGGUCAAUAUUUAUUCUGGUCUUUCUUUACGCUAUACAAGGGAUUCCAUUGGGUCUUUCAGCAAGUAUACCGUUAAUUUUACAGAACUACAAGGUGACCUAUUCUCAGCAAGCGAUCUUUAGUCUAUGUUCAUGGCCUUACAGUUUGAAAUUACUUUGGGCACCGAUUGUCGAUUCCUUGUAUAGUCGGCGAUUCGGUCGUCGUAAGUCUUGGCUCAUUCCGACCCAAUACUUUAUCGGAUUAACUUUGUUUCUACUUUCUCUCAAAAUCGAUGAUCUACUUGGACCAUUACCGAAAGAUGUUUCCAUUAUUAUCGAGAGAAAUCAAACCCUUGAAAUGACUACGAUCUCUUCUGGUCAAUCGCUAGUUGAUUCUUAUUCUAGGUCAGUUUUAAAUGAAUCGCCGUCGAUUAAAAUUUUGGCAGCAGUUUUUUUCUUCCUCAAUUUUUUAUGUGCAACUCAAGAUAUUGCAAUCGAUGGAUGGGUUUUAACCAUGUUAUCAAAGGAAAACCUAGUCUAUGGGUCAGUUUGUAAUCCUAUCGGUCAAACUAUCGGUGUUACCCUUGGUUACAUUGUCUUCCUUGCAUUACUAUCUCCUGACCUUUGUAACAAGUAUCUAAGAUCAAUUCCAAGUGACACUGGAAUGAUAACAUUACCAGGUUUUCUCUACUUUUGGUCAAUUGUUUUUCUAAUCACAACAAGUCUUGUUUGGAUAUUUAAACGAGAAAAACCCGAGAAAACCAAUCAAUCAGCGGAAGAGGAAACAAUUCUAGGAACUUAUCUUAUGCUGAUUAAAAUAUUAAAACUUAAAAGUAUCCAAUCAUUUGCGAUUAUCCUGCUUACCUGUAAAGUAGCAUUUGCUAUAACCGAUUCAGGGACACCCUUGAAACUCACCGAAGCCGGAAUAUCAAAGGAAACAUUGGCCUUUCUCAGUGUACCCACGAUUCCAAUGCAGAUAAUUUUACCUUGGUACCUGAGUAGAUACACAAAGGGUGCGAAGCCACUUCGAGUUUUCAUCAAAACUUAUCCAUUUAGAAUAAUUUGUGGCCUCACAUUCAUGGGACUAUUGGCCUGGACUAAAAGCAUCGGUGAUCCCGUUUCAAAAUCAUUUCCAAGUUAUUAUUAUAUCGUUGUGAUUAUUGUUUUAUACUUUCAUCGAUUUGUUCAAGAUUGUUUUUUCGUUACACUUUUGGCCUUUUUCAAUCGUGUCAGUGAUCCCGUUAUCGGUGGUACUUACAUGACACUUUUAAACACAAUCAACAAUUUAGGCGGUGUUUGGCCUUCGUUCAUUAGUUUGUGGUUACUUGAUUACUCUACAUUUAAACAUUGUUCCGUCGAUGGAUUCUCGUGCAAUACCAAAGAGACUAUGGCCACUUGCUCGAAAGCGGGUGGACAAUGUAACAUUACCGUCGACGGUUAUUAUAUUGAGAUGAUCAUUUUAAGCUUAAUUGGAUUUAUAUGGUUAAUAUGGGCAAGGAAAAGGAUCGAGAAAAUUGAAUCACUACCACCGACAAGUUGGAGAUGCUCUCAGGCUGGAUGAAGUUCAUCUAUUAUCCCAUUCAAAGCCAAUCAUCGCCAUCCUCAUCAUCCUCAUCAUCUUUUCAUCAAAAAGCCAUGGGAAUAAAAGUAUCAUCUUAAGCUGUUUCUUUAACUGGUAUAACAUGUUUUAACAAUUACGAUAAAGAUAAAGGUUACAUGGUGAUAGAUUUCAGGAUAAAGCUUAAAGAAACAAAAGUGAGAUUACUUUUUGUCCUCUCGAACACUGGACACAAUCUGGACAAAGUCCCAUGAACUUUAAACAGUAACUUUUACUCUGAAUCUCUUGGUCUAACCUUUUAUACACUUGAUCCGAAUCAUUACUUGAUAAAAGAUUAAGAUUAGAGAGGGAGAGAGGGAAAGGGAGAUAAAGAGAGAGAGAGAUAAAUGGAUAGCGGAUUAAAUCGAAUGUAUGGAAACAAAAGUUACACCGGAUUGAAUUAAGAAGAAGAUGAUAAAAAACAAGUCAGCUGAUUGGGGGGCAGAAGAAUGAAGAUAAUUUGAUUGAUGGAAAACAUGAUUGAGAGAAUCAAUGGAAUUAAAAAAUUGUGAUUCCCUGUUGUUUUCUUCAAGUGUUCAUCAUGUUUCUUCAUGAACGAUUGACUGAUCUAAAAGAGAGAGAGAGAGAGAGAGAAACGGGAUGAUAAGGAAGAUGAAGAUGACAAUAUGAAAGGAAAAAGAGUGAAAGAUUGAAAGACAAUCGGAAGGCAACUCUUCCCUUCGACAUCGACAACAUGGGAAGUCCAUUUAAAGCAUAUGGAAAUAUUCCCAUUCUUUUCUAUGUAUUUAAUAUAAAUGAAAAAAGAGAAAAAAAAAUUUCAUCUUCAUCAUCUCUUCUCCCUCCCUCUCUCUUUCUCUCUUUCCUUUAUCUUCAUGUCCAGAACUCUUGUGAAUGGACUUUUACACCUUUCCACUAAUCUUUAAAUCUAUCAAAGGGAAAAGGUAUUUGUAUGCGAUCACUUUUCCUCUUCCUCUUUCCACCCUCUUCAUCCACUUCCUCUCUCUCUCCCUCUACCGAACUCACACUUAUCCUAGUGAAUUGUAAACAAUUAUUUUCCCUUCUCCAAAAUCCUA
Messenger RNA from Panonychus citri (citrus red mite), 2883 nucleotides. Its product is annotated as acetyl-coenzyme A transporter 1-like. Lineage: Eukaryota; Metazoa; Arthropoda; Arachnida; Trombidiformes; Tetranychidae. Gene Ontology annotation, cellular component: membrane. The record is from RefSeq and is a predicted model, not a curated record. Bases 215 to 1813 code for a protein of 532 amino acids. The transcript is spliced from 5 exons. Gene Ontology annotation, molecular function: acetyl-CoA transmembrane transporter activity.